Helobdella robusta is the source of this 5508-nucleotide messenger RNA. RefSeq lists its product as hypothetical. Gene Ontology annotation, cellular component: cytoskeleton of presynaptic active zone. Bases 1 to 5508 code for a protein of 1835 amino acids. The record is from RefSeq and is a predicted model, not a curated record. The transcript is spliced from 23 exons. NCBI's taxonomy places the organism in Eukaryota, Metazoa, Annelida, Clitellata, Rhynchobdellida, Glossiphoniidae. Gene Ontology annotation, biological process: regulation of synaptic plasticity; neuromuscular synaptic transmission; maintenance of presynaptic active zone structure. Gene Ontology annotation, molecular function: structural constituent of presynaptic active zone.
AUGGAAGGAAGCGAAAUAUCAGAAAAUAAACAACAGCAAUUGUCAGACGAUGAGGACAGCGAAUCUUUCGAGAGUACGAACGCGCCGAACUCGCCGCACUCCUCCGCAUCGGGCAGUCUGCGCAGACCUUUCGACGACUCACACAUCGACAAAGACAUCUUGGAGGACAACCCGGAAGAGUUCACGACGAACAUCCUACGCAACAAAGUGGCCACUCUUCUCGACAAAUGCGACCGCCUCGAAAGGCAGAAGAAGGCAGCCGUGGAUUUGUUGGCCGAGAAGAAGAGGAAGUUGGAAGAUGUCAACGAGAGUUUUGAGGGCAGGUUGAAAACUUUCGAAUGCGAGAAUCAAAAGUUGAGAGCCGAGAAUGAUCGAUUGGUUGACAGGUUGAACCUGCCUGACAAGGAGAAAUCUCUUUUUGUGAUGUUGCAGCAAGAAGUGGCGGACCUGAAGAAAAAGUUGGAGGAAUCAGAGCAAAGGUGCACCGAUGCAUGUGAGGAGAUCCAGGAGUUGAGGCAGGAGGUGAGUGAUGGCCGGCUGGAGAUGUUGGAACUGCACGACCAGUUCAGAGAGGACGAGGCUGUCGAGUUCAGAGAGAUCCAGAAGGAGCUGGAAUCUACCGCCAAGAACUGCAGGAUACUCCAGUUCAAGCUGAGGAAGGCUGAGAAGAGAUGUGAGCAACUGGAACUGGACAAACGCUUAACAGAGGAGAAACGCCGUCUCCACCAACAACAAUCAUCAUCAACACCGCCGCCAACAACUACAACAACAUCAACAUCAUCACCUCACAUCAACAACAUCAACAACAACUUCAACAACAACGUAAUGACUCACUCACAUGAUGGUGAUGAUGAGUAUGACGAUGAGGAUUUUGAGAGGAUGAACAAUCGUCUGAAGAGGCGGGUCAUCGAACUGGUGGAGGAGUUGAAGAUGGCAAAGGAAGUUUCGGUUCGACUGCACGAUCAGAUUGAAGAGAUGGAGGAGAAGAGAGGGGAUUACGAGAGAGAGAUGGAGAGGUUGAGGUCACUUCUCGACCAAUCAGAACUCGAGAAAAUUAACCUCAAAGGUCAACUCGAAAAUUUUUCAAAUCAGCAGACAUCCAAGACUCCAACCUCCCUACCUCCUCUGGUCAUAACAACCCCAACGAAUGCACCCACCCACCCACUCCUCACCUCACCACAACAGCCACCACCACCUUCGCCGACCACCAGCCACCUCGAAGUCCAGCUGCUCAUCAGGGACCUCAACGACAGCCUCGAGCGUGAAAACGACAUGAAGGAACAGCUGAAAUUCGGGGAAGAAGAAAUAAUCGUCAUGAGGAAGAAGAUGGCAGAAAUGGAGGAGGAGCUAGAAAGUGUCAAUCAUCAACUGAACAGGAUGACGUCAUCGAAAGGAGGCGUGGUCUUGUUUCGUGGUGGUGGCGAGGAUGGAGGAAUGGCUGCCGAAGCGGAGAAGCAACAAAUGAAGCUGCAAGUUGAGCUGGCUGAGUCGGAAUCUCGAGUUUUGAGACGCCGCCUGGAAGACAUGGACCUCAGUUACGAGAUCCUCUUGAAGGAGGUCAAACAGAUGAGGUCAAAGAUCACCUCGUUCACAGGGUUUGGCCGUUCAUUGGAAGAGGAAGAUGAAGAAGACGAUGAUGGGGCGUUGUCCCUGGGUGAUGGUGGGAGUGGCAGGAUGGGGAGGAAGAGGAGGUUGAUGCGGCUGAGGGAGAAUGAGGAAGACGUGAGAGUUUACAUGGAUGCUAGGAUACAAGCGGAAGUGCUGGAGCAAGAGGUUGGCCGCUGCAAUGAUAUGGCUGAUGAUAUCAACCCCUCAACAGCCACCUCCCUCCUACAAAGGGAACUCUCCCUCUCCAAGACCCACGCAGCCUCCCUCCAAGAAACAAUCUACCAACUAAACAGAGAACUUCUAAAGGUCAAGUUGAAGGUCAUCGGUGAGGCCGGUCAAGGCCAAACUGAGGACGACGAUGAAGAGGUGGUAAGGAGGGUGAUGGCUGGAAAGAAAGGUGAUGGAGGAGGUGGUGGUGGAGGAGGUGCGACUAAGGUCGGUGAUUCAAGUGGUGGUGGUAGUGGUGAUGGUAAGGUCAAUUGGAAAGAUAUCAGAGUGCAGGUGAGCUGUUGGGAGGAGGAGACCGGAAAUUUGAGGAUGAGGAACUUCACCUUGAGGCAUGGGUGCUCAAUUCUGAAAACCAAACUUCCCAGAUACCGAUCCAGCGAAGCUACUUCUAGUGGUGAUGGUGGUAGUGUUGGUGGUAGUGGUGAUGAUGGUGGUGGUGGUAGUGGAAAGCGUGGUGAAAUCGUCAGUGGAGAAAAACCACGUAAAGAUAUUUGGGAAGAUGAUGGCGAUGACGAAGAUGCGAGGUUGAAGCUGAAGGAGUUGCAAGGAAACAGCAAGGAGUACCUGAUGGAGAGGGUGGUGGAGAUGGGGGAGGAGUUGAGUGAGUUUGGGUUGGGUGAUGAUGAUGAGGGUGAUGACCAAGGAAGUCUGCGGAAGAUGUUGAAAUGUCGGGACGACGAGAACGACCGCCUGGAGGAGGAAGUGGCGCAGAGCAGGGAGGACAUGUAUCAGAUGAUUGGCGGUUUCAAGAGGAGAGAGAGUGAGUUGAGGGAGGAACUGGAUGACGUCACCAGCAAGUACGCCGCACUCGAAAGUUUGCUGGCACUCGUUAAGGACAGGGCCGAGGUCACACAGAAGGAGCUGGAGAGACUCCAAAAGGCGGGAAAAAUGGAAGCAUCAGCGAAUGAAUCCAAAGUCCGUAAGGAUGCGGCACUGAGCAGCACUGACGAGGCUCUGAAGAAGCAGAUCAGCCUACUCGAGAAGAUGCUAAACAGUGAGAAGCGCAGAGCGGAAGCAGCUGAGAUGAAAUUAAAGAUGGCCGACCGGUCGCCAUCUUUAAAUAGGGAUGGCAGGGUGGAGCAGCAUGAAAAAGAUAUCACUCAACAAGAGCUGGUUCUCAGUCAGAAGCAGUUGAAAGCCACGGCGGACCGAUUGAGUGGAAUGAAAGAGAAGUUGUCUCAGUUGGAGGAGGACCAUGAGAAACUCCUCUGCGACCAUCGGAAAUUACUAAGAGAGGAGCCAUCAUCGUGGAGGUGGGAGAAGUUGGAGAUGGAGAGACAGAUGAAGGAGCUAAGGAGGAAGUUGGACGAGAGUUACUCAGAGAUGAGGAGGAUGAAAGUGAAGUGGCGAUCGGUGGGGGAAGACAGAGAUAGGGAUAAUCAGAUCAAAGCAGAGUUGGAGAAGAAAAUAGAAAAGUUGAAGGAGGAAAAUGAUGAGCUACUGAAGAGGAUUGAAUUCCAACACCAGCUAGAAUUAAACAUUGCAAUCAAGGAUCGUAAAGAAGCGCAACAGGAAGUUGACCACCUUAACGAACUUCUAGUAUCCAAAGAUCAUAUAAUCCACCAAAAAAAUAAAUUGAUAGAGCAGAAAGAUUACAUUAUUGCGGAAAAGGAAAAGGCUUUGAAGGAAAACGCUGAAGCCACGAUCGUCGCGGAAGUAGCGCUGAAGAACGUGGAGGAGCAGAUGAAUCUGUUGAAGAAUGACGUAAAAACGUUGGAGGUGGAAUGCGCGCAAAUCAGCACUCUGAAGACGCAGCUACAAGAGAAAGAACAGCAGUUGAAGCAGCUGGAUGAGCAGGUGCGUAGAAGGGAUGAUAGACUGAAGGAGAAAGAUGAUUUCCUGCAGCAAAUCAACCGGAAGUUGAUUGAAAAAGGAAAUCAGGUAAGUGACAUGGACCGCACCAUCCGACAGAUCAUCCGCAAGCUACAGGCCAGGGACUGCGACCUCGGCAUGACGAACGCCGAACUGAGGAGGGUCCAAAAUGAACUGAGGACCAACCAGGAGAAGUUGCAGGAAGCAAAAGCGAAACUCGACGCACUCGAAAUGAAAGCGAAACUUGAAGUCGUGAAACCCCAAAAAACAGUUGCAGUCAGUAAAACGGCAGAGAAGGCUGCUUACGAUGAUGUAGUCAGACACAAGUUGGAAAGUGUCCAAUUACUGGAGGACAAUUUGAAAAUGGCGUCAAUAGAAAUAAUUGCCUUGACAAAAACGAUAGAAGAUCUAAAAUCGAAAUUGAAUUCUAAAACAGAAGAAUCGGGAAACGUUAUUUCCGAUCUGGAAAUGAAAGUGAAACUAGCGGAAGAAAAAAAUCACGCUCUAAGUUUGUUGUACGAGAAGAACGUUGCUUCGACUGCUGCAGCUUCUUCAGGCGACACAAGUGAUAGCCACAAUCAAACCGGUAGCGAUGGUUGUAGAGGUGUUUGUGGAGAGGUGGUGGCUGCAAUCAGUCCCUCCGAGGCAUACAAACAAAUGAUGCGAGAAAAAGAGAACUUGAUCAUGGAAAAAUUUAAACUGAACAGUGAGCUAAACAAAGUCAAGAAACAAAAUGGAGAGCGGGAACAAGAAAUUGUUCGACUGAAUCAAGAAAUUGAAAAAAUGAAAGUGGAACUUAAUAGUAGAUCAUCAAAAGGUCGCCAGCAAGAAACAUCUGCAAACAAAUUAGAAGUUUUGAGGCCAGAAACCUUACCAAUCCCUCCGAAAAAAAUUUCUCCUCAAUCAUCCCCCAAACUUCCUUCCUCACUUUCCACGACCACCUCAACAUCGGAGUCGACAUCUCAGACGAUAGCUAAGCUAAGGUCAAAGGUCAUUCAGCUGGAGACGCACUGGAAGGCAGAGAAGUGUACGUUGGAGGAGUUCUACGACGGACACAUCCAACAGCUGCGGGAAACGAACAAGCAGCUGCAAUCGAACAACCAGCUGCUGAGGAAGGAGUGCGAUGGUCAGUUGCUACUGUUGCAGAACUCCAGGAAGGCACUGGCUGACCUGAGGCAGAGAUUCGACAUUUCAUCGGUGACCUGGAAUGAGGAAAAGGAUGCUCUGAAAGUCAAGGUCAAUCAGGUGAACGACCUCCAGGAACAACUGAAAGUUUUGGAAAAGUCCAACGAAGAUUACUUCACGCGAUUGGAGGCUUCCGAAGUUAAGCGACAUGACCUUGAAGUCAAGUUGAGUCUCUGUGAAGCGCUCCUGAAGAGGGAGAGAGAAAAGUUUGAGGAGAGAAUGAAAAUGUUGCCUUCCACCACUCCAAACACUGAAUCGUUGACGGCAGUCACCACACCAGCCACAACCAGCAGCAAGUCGUCUGCGUUCACUAGGGUAGCUGAAUUCAAAGCGAAAUUCGAAAAGUUUGGCAAAUUGUCGAAGAAAGCAGACGACAGCGUGGACCUGAGCACGAGUCCCAACGUCAGCAACAAAAGCGCCAAACAUUCCACGACAUCUGCUGCCGCUGCCACAACCACAUCCACACUAACAGCUGGCCAGGAAUCCAUCAACAUGCUGGAAGAACUCGUGAGGAAACUCCAGAGCCAGAUUUUGAACCUGGAGUCUAAGAGAAGUCAAGACGAGGAAAGAUGGAAGAAGAGGCUGGACAGCCUGAACAAGAACUACGAAAGUGAUGUAGCUGAGAACAAGAGGAAGACUGCUUCCGUUAGUCAAUGUGGUGGCGGAAUGUGUUGA